AUGGCGGCCGGGCAGGGGGGCGGCGGCGGCAACGGCGGCAACGGCAAUAACGGCAACAACGGUCCGGGCGGGCUGGGCAUUCCCGCUCACCUGACGCUCUCCUUCUCGUCCGGGCCGCACUGGGGCGCGGCCACGCUGCCGCAGGCGCACACGGUGCGCAGCCUGGAGCGGGCCCUGGAGGAGGCGGGCAGCUCGGGCAUCCUCUGCUUGAGCGGCAGGAAGCUGCGCGACUUCCCCGGCGGCGGCUACGACCUCAGCGACACCACGCAAGCAGAUCUUUCAAAGAACAGAUUUACUGAAAUUCCACCUGACGUCUGGCUGUUUGCACCACUGGAAACUUUGAAUUUGUAUCACAAUUGCAUCAAAUCCAUUCCAGAAUCUAUUAAAAAUUUGCAAAUGCUUACUUACCUUAACAUUAGUCGAAAUCUUUUAUCAACGUUGCCAAAAUACCUGUUUGAUCUUCCACUUAAAGUCUUGGUAGUCAGUAAUAACAAGCUGGUCUCCAUUCCGGAAGAAAUUGGGAAGUUGAGAGACCUAAUGGAAUUGGAUAUUAGCUGCAAUGAACUUCAGGUCCUUCCCCAGCAGAUAGGAAAACUACAGUCACUUAGAGAAUUAAACAUCAGAAGAAAUAAUCUCCAUAUGUUGCCAGAUGAAUUAGGAGACCUUCCCUUGGUAAAGCUGGAUUUUUCUUGUAAUAAAAUUACAGAAAUUCCAAUUUGUUACAGGAAACUACGUCAUUUACAAGUAAUUGUUUUGGAUAACAAUCCAAUGCAGAUACCACCAGCACAGAUAUGUUUGAAGGGUAAAGUGCAUAUAUUUAAAUUCCUCAGCAUUCAGGCGUGCCUCAGAAUAGAUAAAAAACCAGAUUCUUUGGAUCUUCCAUCACUGGGUAAACGAAUCCCCUCCCAGCCACUCACAGACAGCAUGGAGGACUUUUAUCCCAAUAAGAAUCAUGGACCGGACUCUGGCAUUGGAAGUGAUAAUGGAGAUAAAAGRUUAUCAACAACAGAACCAUCUGAUGAUGACACAAUCAGCCUUCACUCCCAGGUAUCAGAAUCCACAAGGGAACAGACAUUAAGGAAUGACAAUCAUGUAGUGGGAAGUAAACUCGAUCCGCAGAAAGACCAGGAGGUGUAUGAUUAUAUUGAUCCGAACGCAGAAGAGGGAGCUGUUCCUGAGCAAGGAGAAAUACAGAUUGGACCAUUGCUGUCUUAUAUGAAGGAGCGGAGGAAACAUCCUGAGAAAACCCAGAAGACGGAACGGAAUGAGGAGUGGGGAGAUGAAAAAAGACUUCAGAAAGAACAGCUGCUGGCUGAAGAGGAUGAUGAAAUUAAAGAAGUGACUGACCUGAGAAAAAUAGCAGCUCAGUUACUGCAGCAAGAACAAAGACACAGACGAAGGCCAUUAAGCUAUAGGACUUCAUUCAGUGAAAAACUCUUCCAGAGGACAAGGGCGGCAGGACGUGCAUCAAGGCUUCUUAAUCACUCAGCUUCAGUAAGCACAAGGAACAGACCAAAGCAGCCAACGGAAUCUGAAAAAUGUAUCUCAGCAGAUGAAGGGAAUUCUCCAUUGUCUCCGUACAGUUGGCAGCCCUUGGAAAACCAGAAAGAUGCAGUGGAUUGGCCAGAGACACAGCCAGUGAUUUGGCAGAAUGAAGAAAGGAGGAGAAGUAAACAAAUUAGAAAAGAGUAUUUUAAGUAUAAGUCUUCCAGAAAGAGUUCGAGUGGAAAUGAAAAUGAUGAGCAAGACAGUGAUAAUACUAAUGUGUCCCCACAGUCUCCUGUGUCGUCUGAGGAUUAUGAAAGAACUGACAGUACCACUCAUGGUCCGUUUGGUCUCAAGCCAAGGUCAGCUUUUAGCCGUACAUCUCGCCAGGACUAUGGAGCAGUGGAUCCCGGAUUUACAAUGCGAAGGAAAAUGGAGCAUUUAAGGGAAGAAAGGGAACAAAUAAGACAACUUCGCAAUAAUCUCGAAUCAAGGUUGAAAGUAAUUUUGCCAGAUGAUAUUGGAGCAGCAUUGAUGGAUGGAGUCGUUCUUUGCCAUUUAGCCAAUCACAUAAGGCCACGUUCUGUUGCCAGCAUUCACGUACCAUCGCCAGCAGUGCCUAAACUCAGCAUGGCAAAGUGCCGAAGAAACGUUGAAAACUUCCUUGAUGCUUGUAAAAAGUUGGGCGUUCCACAGGAAAGACUCUGCUUGCCUCAUCACAUACUGGAGGAAAGGGGUCUGGUGAAAGUUGGCCUCACAGUUCAAGCUCUGCUUGAAUUACCUGCGUUGAAACUAUCCCAGCUUUCCUCCAUGUAACGUGACUUCUUGGAAGCUAAACAACUUACCAUUCAGUCUGUUGAUACAGAUUGCUCUGGGACAAUUUAGCUUCCUGAACUGGAACAUCCAAGCCAUCACAAACUAAUAUGUGUCCAGAUGCUGUAGAGAGCCUUACUUUGGAGUUGUGCGUAAAACCUUGGAGUCAGCUGACAGUUAACAGAACAUAAUGUUUUUUUGUAAUUGGAGGCACGAAGAGAUUGAAGUUCUCUUUCCAGUUAACRUAAAUCAAAAGCUGCCAUAAAAGCUGCUGUAACAUCCCCAUGAAGUUACAGCAAAAAGAUGGAUUUCUUUUCCUGCRUUGAAAAUGCUGAAUUUCUUUAGAAGUACACCACCCUAAUCCCUCGCUUGAAAGAUUAGUCAUUUGACUUAGAAGUAAAACAAAAAUGUAGCAUUGAUAUGAUGGUAAAAUCUGAGUGACUGAUCCCAUGUAAUCCACUUCUGCGCUUUCAGAAAGCUUAAAGUUUAGGUUCUUUAUUUCUUGCACUCCUGAUUGUAACUCUACACACUUCUAACAUUGCCAGUAUUUAGUCUGAGUUUAUGGUAAUUAUACAAACAGCAUAGAAUGGGGGAAAAAGAACACAUUUUGAGUUUUUCCAGUCUUCUAGGUUGGUGCCAAAUAUUUUUUUCAGUUGUACUGUAGAUUGUUUACAUGUGAAGUGCCUGUGUAAUUGAUAACUCUUAACAGUCUUAAACAUUUUUGCAAUUUCUUUGUUUAAAAUAGAUACAAUGGGAAUUUUUAAAUAUUUUAAUAGUUUUUUGUAAAGUCAGUAUGUGAAGAUUUGAAUAAUACUUCACUUUUUUGAUGUUGGAUGUUUUAAGUUUGUUGCACAAUUUAAUUGAUUAUUUUAUUGUCUAAUGAUUAGAAAAUACUGUAAAUACAUUUUAUUUAUGAUAUUUAAUUUGAUACCUAAUCACUUUUGUUUUAAUGUAUUGUUGGAGAAAAAAGGUCGUCGACUUUCCUUUGUUUGGGACAAACAGUAAUGUACAUGGUGAGUAAGACGUGAGGACUAGUGAUGCAUACAAAGUAAUCUGGGACAUUUUUGAUAAAACUACCAAAAUCUCAGGUUUAUGCUGUGACUUUCAGGAUUUUAUGUAAUAUUGUUCCUGAUUCCACAUUACAUUUUUACCACAGCUAUAUUCAUAGUUCAAUUGACAAAUAUCAGUGUUGGGAUGUUUGUUUUUCCUGUUUACAGGGUUUAUUGUAGAAUUUACACAAGUGCGUGGCAUAGCACACAAAUCRGUUUGUAUACAUGUCACUGUGCUGAGACAUUAAAUGUUUCUGGACAAAUGUAGAAAGAAAAAAAAUAUUCCCACAGUGGUGGUGGUUGAACUUCUAGGUAUAUAUAUUUAUUUCUGCACAGGUUCUCAGUGUUUUGAGACCUUUCUGAAACCGUACACAGUUCAGUUCCUUUGUAAUUUUGUAAUUUUUGUAAUAAGUCUGUUUGCAUUACUUUGUUCUUUACAAAUAGGUAGAUCAAAGGGUAGGGGGUAGAAAAACAUGUUAGAUACUGACUGUGACACUGAUAUUCUGGCAUAAGCUGUUAAUUAGGUCAAGGGAUAUGUUUGCCAGUGUGCAACAGAAUUAAAUUCUGCUCUUGCCAAUUUAUCUAGAAACCAUAUGAUAAAAUUCAUAAAAGAAUGAGGGAGGGAUAUCAUUUAUUCCUUAGUUAUAAUAGUUCUGAGUAUUAAUAGCUGAGAAAAAAGAACUUCCGGUUACAUUUUUUUAGUUUUAAAGUUGCAUUAUUUUAAAAUGAAGUGAAGGAGACUGAUUCAUGUGUAAUUAUUAAAUACACUAUUGUUUAUAUAGUGUAUUCUCAAAGCACGACUUACUGAACAGUUAGUUAAAAAUUAAUUUUUGAAGUCAUCAUUACCAAUUGUWGGCUACAUAAAUAUUUACUAAAGAAAACUGGAUUGCCUUGACUUUGAAACAUGCUAGUUUAUUUAUCUUUAAUUGUUUUUCAACUCAUUGAGA
Nothoprocta perdicaria is the source of this 4294-nucleotide messenger RNA. It is a transcript of the gene LRCH2, whose product is annotated as leucine rich repeats and calponin homology domain containing 2. Bases 1 to 2301 code for a protein of 766 amino acids. The transcript has 22 exons. Gene Ontology annotation, molecular function: protein binding. Lineage: Eukaryota; Metazoa; Chordata; Aves; Tinamiformes; Tinamidae. The record is from RefSeq and is a predicted model, not a curated record.